This is a messenger RNA of Lagopus leucura (white-tailed ptarmigan), 4482 nucleotides long. It is a transcript of the gene PLEKHG5, whose product is annotated as pleckstrin homology and RhoGEF domain containing G5. Lineage: Eukaryota; Metazoa; Chordata; Aves; Galliformes; Phasianidae. The coding region runs from base 558 to 3743 and encodes 1061 amino acids. Gene Ontology annotation, molecular function: guanyl-nucleotide exchange factor activity. The transcript is spliced from 19 exons. The record is from RefSeq and is a predicted model, not a curated record. Gene Ontology annotation, cellular component: axon; plasma membrane; endocytic vesicle. Gene Ontology annotation, biological process: Rho protein signal transduction; endothelial cell migration.
AGUGGGGCCGCACUCCCGGGAUGCCGCACCGCAUCCUUUCUGCUCGUGGGGUGGCUGUGGGGCACUGCCAGAUGGGGACGUACCUCGGGUGUGGGCUGACAGCCCCCAGCAGCACCCCAACCCCUGGCGCAGCCCCCAGCAGGGGGUCACGGGCUGUGCACCGCACUGGGGCUGGCCAGGGGUUUAAAAAUAAAUGCCUAUGAAUGCCCGGCCGAGGCUGAGGCUGGGCGCACAAUCGGAGGAAAUGCAUCGGCUUGCGAGCAUUGUUUUGCUGCAGACACUUGCUUCCUCCGUCCUGCCGUGGGGACACUGAUCUUGCAAACACAAAAGGGCUCUGGAGUGGCCCUGCAGACCCCUGAAAGCACAGCAGGUCCUGGUGCACCCUCAGCCCAGCAUGGGACAUCAUGAAUGGGUGCGUGGGGGCCAGGUGCCCCCAGUGCCUCCAGUGCCCUUUCUCCCUCCAUGCCCAGCUGUGUGCAGCCCUUCUGCUGCAGUCCCAAGGCUCUCAGGGUCUCUGUGCAGUGCAGUGGUGAUGGGGAGGGGGCUCAGCACAGCCCAUGGGGGUGAGGGGGUCUCGGUGCUGCUCUGUCCCAGCCCACAGCUGCACCCCACAGGUAUGCCACCAUGCCGAGUGCCAGCAGCUGAACCGCAGCAGCCCGCUCAGCCUGUGUGAGGCCUGCGACGGGCACCUGCACGACACCAUGCACUUCGAUGGGCACAUCCGCUUCGACCUGUCCCCACCAGGCUCCAUCCUGGCUCGCAACGUGUCCACUCGCUCGUGCCCGCCACGCACCAGCCCUGCCUCCGACAUGGAGGAUGACGACGAGGGACCAGCGGACGGGAGGGGGGACAGGAGAAGCUCGGCACUGAAGCUGCCCAAGAAGAAGGCUCGGCGCAGGCACACGGAUGACCCCAGCAAGGAGUGCUUCACCCUCAAAUUCGACCUGAAUGUUGAUAUCGAGGCAGAGAUCGUGCCGGCCAUGAAGAAGAAGUCCCUGGGGGACGUGCUGCUGCCGGUCUUUGAGAGGAGGGCAAUUGAGCACAGCAAGGUGGACAUCUACCUGGACCAGUCCAACACACCACUCUCCCUCCAGUUUGAGGCGUACCGCUUCGGGGGACACUACCUGCGGGUGAAAGCCAAGCCUGGGGACGAGCUGAAGGUGGAGCAGGCGGCACGGGAUGCACGCUCAGCCAGCCUGCCCAUCCUGCGCCCCGCCAGCACCGCUGCACUCCUUGGGACAGGGCUGGAUCCAGGGCCAGGCCGUAGGGAGGGCGCUGACAUCCUGGCUCCGGGCAGGCGGCGGAAGAACAUGACGGAGUUCCUGGGGGACGCCAGCAUCCCCAGCCCUGAGCCAUCCCUGCAUGGCAGUGGCUCUCUGCCCACCAAUGGCACCGACACCUGGAAGAACCGUGCUGCCAGCCGCUUCAGUGGCUUCUUCAGCUCCAGCACCAGCACUGGCCCCUUUGGGCGGCAGGAGGUGGACAAGAUGGAGCAGCUGGAAAGCAAGCUGCACACCUACAGCAGCUUUGGGCUGCCCAAACUACCACCGCAGCUCCGCUUCGACCAGGACUCCUGGGAGGAGGAUGGGGACGACAGCAGCCUGGUGCUAGAGGACAGCUGGCAGCAAAUCAUUGAGGGCACGGAGGCCCUGACGCGCCGGCAGUGCCACCAGCAGGAAGCCAUCUGGGAGCUGCUGCACACUGAGGCCACCUACAUCCGAAAGCUAAAGGUCAUCACUGAUCUCUUCCUCUGUUGCCUGCUGAACCUUCAGGAGUCAGGGCUGCUGUGUGAGGUGGAUGCUGAGCGUCUGUUUGGCAAUAUUGGGGAGAUCAUCCAGCUGCACCGCAGCCUGUGGAGCAGCGUCAUGGCCCCGGUGCUGGACAAGGCCCGCCGGACCAAGGUGCUGCUUGACCCCAUGGACUUCCUCAAGGGCUUCAAGACGUUUGGAACGCUCUUCAAGCCCUAUAUCCAGUACUGCAUGGAGGAGGAGGGCUGCAUGGAGUACAUGCGCAAUCUGCUGCGCGACAGCGAGCUCUUCCGUGCCUAUGUGACGUGGGCCGAGAAGCACAAGCAGUGCAGCCGCCUGAAGCUCAGCGACAUGCUGGUGAAGCCGCACCAGCGCCUCACCAAGUACCCACUGCUCCUCAAGUCCGUGCUGAAGAAGACGGACGAUGCACGCACCCGUGAUGCCAUCCUCACCAUGAUCGGCUCUGUGGAGCACUUCAUCAACCACGUCAACUCGCGGAUGCGGCAGCGGCAGGAGCAGCAGCGCCUGGCCGCCAUCCUCAGCCGCAUCGAUGCCUAUGAGGUGGUGGAGGGCAGCACGGACGAGGUGGACAAGCUGCUGAAGGAGUUCCUGCGGCUGGACCUGACGGCCCCCAUGCCUGGCACCUCCCCAGAUGACACCCGGCAGCUUCUGCUCGAAGGCAGCCUGAAGAUGCGGGAAGGUAAAGACAGCAAGAUGGACGUCUACUGCUUCCUCUUCACCGACCUCUUCCUCAUCACCAAGCCCGUCAAGAAGGCUGAGCGCACCAAGGUGAUCCGACAGCCCUUGCUGGUGGACAAAGUCAUCUGCCGGGAGCUGAAGGACCCGGGCUCCUUCCUCCUCAUCUACCUGAAUGAGUUUGGCAGCGCCGUGGCUGCCUACACCUUCCAGGCCAGUGGGCAGUCGCUGUGCCGCAGCUGGGUCGAGGCGCUGCACAAUGCACAGAACCUGCUGCAGCGGCUGCGGCUGCAGGAGCAGCAGCGUGGGCAGUGCCGGCGCCUGCAGGAGGAGGAGGAAGAUGAGGAGGAUGGUGAGAGCAGCACCUCAACCGCCAGCUCGCCCACGGUGCUGCGCCGCAGCAGCACCAGCCUGGACUCCCAGCAGUGGUAUGAGUGGGACAGGGGCACUGUGACCACGUCUGCGGCGCAGCCUCCUCCUCACCUUCCCCUCUUUCGCAGCCCCUCGGACGGCUCCACCGAGACCAUCUCAGUGGUGGUGGUGGACGGCGGCGAUGAGCUCUCCUCCCCAGACUCAGACGUGGGGCCGUUUGGUUCACCGUCAGACAGCACCUCUGUCAGCACUGGUACCUCCGUCAGCACCGCCACCGGCACCUCUGGCAGCACCCCAACCCACGAGCUGCCCUCUGGCAGCCUGCCCCUGCCCCCCAGCGCCACUGCACAGCCUGGCAGCUUCUGCUCGGCGUCCAUCGACAGUGCCUACGGCACACUCUCACCCGCCUCACCACGGGACUUUCCCCGGCAGCAGGAUGUAGGGGCUGAGGAGGGGCCAGAAGCCCUGGCCCCACAGCCCCCCUCGCCCCGGCUGCGCCGUCGGACGCCUGUGCAGCUCCUGCCCUGCAAGGCCCGAGUGCUCAAGUCCAAGUCAGAGGCCAGCCUGCUUCAACUGCUGGCCGGACCCCCUACCCCACUCAACCAGAGCCGGAGCCUCUCUGACCUAUGCAUGGCCCCUCCUGCUCCCCCACUGCUCCAGCGGACUAGCCAUUCCCCGGAGCUCCUGGCCCCCGGUGCCAGCAGCAGCAGUAGUGGUGACUCCACUUCAGAGCUCUCAGAGCCGGAGGAGCCCAUGGAGCCCCAUGUACCCACCGUGGGCCAGCCCAGCCACAGCCCUCAGCCCCCUGCCCACCGCACGCUCUCAGACUCCUCCUCAGCGCAGCACCGCAAGCUGACGCUGGCACAGCUCUACCGAAUACGGACCACACUGCUCCUCAACUCCACGCUGACAGCCUCGGAGGUCUGAGAGCUGCCGGGGCAGCGAGGAUGAGGAUGGACGUGCGGCUGCUCCAAGAGCUCUUCCUGCUUCUAACCGUAGCGUAACGUCGGGGCUGGGCAGAGAGGGCACCCACCAGCUUGUGCCAGGAUGUCACACGUGGGGGACACAGAGCAGUCCCAUCUGGGAGGAUGCAUUCCUGCAGGGCAGCACCGGGCUGCCCAUUGCUACCCAGGGGUGUCCAUGUGGGGCUGGACAUGGCGCACUGUGUGGUCAUGGGGCUGCGCCUGGGGAGGCCAUGGGCUCCGCAGCUCCAUGCAAGGAGGAGGGAUGGCGACGUCGGCAGCGGGGAGUGGGGAAGGUGUGAGAUGGCCGCGGGGUGGGCAGCACAGGGCUGCUGGCAUGUGGGGCGGGAGGCGGGGGGUGGUGAGACGAGGGGACAGGGCUGAGCUGGGGCUAGCAGUGGCCACAGGGUCUGGCCAGGGCAUGGUUUGGUGGCCAGGGAGUAGGAGCGUGGGAGCUGCGGUGGCCGAGAGCUGGGUGCCGUCCUGUGCUGGGCUGGUGGGGAGCUACUGCCUGUUGACACAGCCCACACCGGAGUGGGAUGCCACUGCAGAGUGCGUAUUUAUUGAGCUUCAGGCUGUCCCUGUAGCAGUGCUGCCUGCUGGCACUGGGAGGUGGCGGUGGCUGCACUGUGGGCAUGUACUGGCCGUGGCACCUGUGCUGGCUGCGGUGCGGUCCAGCCAAGCAAUAAACCUUGCUGUGUGCA